Molecule: messenger RNA, 1338 nt
Organism: Nestor notabilis (Kea)
Lineage: Eukaryota; Metazoa; Chordata; Aves; Psittaciformes; Psittacidae
Product: myocardial zonula adherens protein-like
Exons: 12
Biological process (GO): intracellular signal transduction; maintenance of ER location
Cellular component (GO): intracellular anatomical structure; RNA polymerase II, holoenzyme; nuclear envelope
Source: RefSeq, a predicted model, not a curated record
AUGAAUGUCUGUAGGUUACGCUUAACUGUACCGCCCGAUGAAGGCUCACAGCCCGAACAGGGAGCAAAGGAACCUGAAAGAAAGAAAAACCUCUACCAUGUACCUAAUGGCAUGUCUCCAGGGAAGCUCUCUCAUGGGAUGGUGUAUGGCGUCGUGCACCGAACUGACAACAACCAUAAGAGAGAAAUGGUGGUUUAUGGCUGGUCAGCUGAUCAGCUGAAAGAGGAGAUGAAUUACAUUAAAGAAGUUAGAGCAACUCUGGAAAAAGUGAGAAAGAAAAUGUAUGGUGAAUAUGAUGAAAUGAAACGAAAAAUACAGCAGCUUACAAAUGAACUGAAAGUGACAAAUGCUCAUCAGGAAUCCUUAGAGAAUCAUGUGCGAGUGCAGGCUGCAGCCUUAGAUAGCUUUAGUGAAAUGAACAGCUCCUUGACAUCAGCAUCAAUAGACUUGCAGAAAACCCUAGUUGACGUUACGUUGGAGAACACUGAUAUAAGGGAACAAAUAAGGAAUUUAAAACAUACGCAUGAACAAUCUAUGGAAAAGCUGAGAGAGAAGCAAAAGCAACUGGAAACAGCACAAAUUGAAAAUCAGCUACUGAAAUUAAAGGUGGAAUCAUCGCAGGAAGCCAAUGCUGAAGUCAUGAGAGAGAUGACAAGAAAGCUGUACAGUCAGUAUGAGGAAAAAAUGCGAGAAGAGGAGCAGAAACAUAAAGCUGAAAAAGAAAUCCUCCUAGAGGAAACGAAUCGGCUUCUGAAGGCUAUUGAAGAGGCAAAUAAGAAGAUGCAGGUUACAGAAACAAGCAUACAGGAAAAAGACCAGAGAAUUGGUGAGCUGGACCGGCUGAUUGAACGCAUGGAAGAGGAACGUCACCAGCUGCAAAAACAACUGGAACUAAAUGAAAUGCAAAUAUCUGGAGCAAAAUCUGAAAACAACUCCGACAGUGAAAGAUCACAGCAUUUGGAGGAGGUAGCAGCUAGCCUAAGAGAGCGAAUCAAACAUCUGGAUGAUAUGGUCCACUGCCAACAGAAGAAAGUCAAGCACAUGGUUGAGGAGAUUGAAAUGCUAAGGAAGAAAGUGAAAGAAAAGGAAUUAUUCAUAGUACAGCUUUUAGAAAAAAUCUCUUUCUUAGAAUGUGAGAAUAAAGAAUUACAAGAUAAGCUGGACUACUUAAUGGAAAACCAACCAAAGACCAAUAUAGAAACCAGAGAUACUGGUGUAGGAUGUGAUCUUCCAUACAGUACUGAGAAUGGAAGAUCUCCUGAAAGCGCAAGGCCGGUGAGGACAUACACCCCAUUCAAGAGAGUGCUGGAGUUUAGCACAAAGAACAGUACAUCUUGA